Arabis nemorensis is the source of this 471-nucleotide messenger RNA. The record is from the annotation of a GenBank genome assembly. NCBI's taxonomy places the organism in Eukaryota, Viridiplantae, Streptophyta, Magnoliopsida, Brassicales, Brassicaceae.
AUGUUUUCCUUCCUUUCCUCUGCAGGCAAUUCGGGUUACUUUGAUAGAAAUGAGAUCAGUAUCAUCAAAGCUAAAUACAAUCCUGGCCUUGAACUACAAUUGACAACAGAGUAUGGCUACAACUCUACAAAAUCGAUUUAUUUCAAAAAGGAGAUUGGGAUCUUGUAUAAGCUAAAGUAUGGUGAAAUAGGUGCAAUGGUUACGCCUAAAUCCAACCCUAUUGCUCAUUUUCAUGGUACUUUGAGACGCUUCUCCAAACUCGGUGGUUACAAGCUCACCUCCAUGUGUGUUGUUGACAUUAACAGACACAAGCUUGACAAGUUGAAUGGUGGUCUCACUAUGAUUGCAGGGAACUACUCAUUGCAACUGAACCUAGACGCUGAUAAUUCCGUGUUGUCAACCCGUCAUCGGAUUCACCCUAGGACUGUGACGCUCAGUGAGGUCACUAGUCCUUAUAUAAGGAAUCAGUGA